UCAUCUGCCUACAAAUAGAUUUGUAACAAGGACACAAUGUGGCUGCUGGGGUUACUUUGUGUACAUACACCUUUGCCUGAAAGGAAAGACAGGAGUAAGGACCAGAGUUUACCUUGCAGUUGUUUUAAUAGCAUUUAUGAAGGAUUUCAUCUUAAAAGCAGAACUAUGACCCAAGGCAGUUUUUCUGCUAUGCCAUGCAGGCUGGCAGGCAGUAGGUGACAUAUUCAUUGCUUUAGCAGGUGCAUUGCCUUUGCUGACCCCUUUCUUUUACUUCAGGUUUUGGGUAAAAUUAAUACAUCGCACAUAGUCUGUGACACAACAGACAGUUAUAUGUGAAAAAACUGCAUGAUUUAGUUUUUUGUCUGUUCUCAUGAAUUCUUCAUUAUUUUUGUGGCUGGAAUAAGAUCAUUUAUUGAAUUUUUUUCAGGUCCUCAAAGAGGGGCAAGUGUAUCCUGAGAUUUUCUCAUCACGGUUAUAGGACCUUAGAAAGUUUUUCAAAAUGUUUCGUAAAUCUCAAAAAUCUGUGGGUUUUAUUAUUAUUACUAUUGUUAUUAUUAUUAUUAUCAUACUUGCAAACAUGGAAUACCUGAAAGCUGUAAGGACAUUUAAUUAUAGUGGUUUUACUUCACUUACACAGUUGUCUCCUAGUUAAUUUUUAUACCAUUAGUCAUUACAAGAAAGAUAAACUGUUUUUAGUUCAUUCUAAUACUCACUUGCAAGACCUAAUGGCUCUAACUAGAGCUUACUUUUUUACUGGUGUAUUUUUUAAUAUAGUAUUAGAAAAUAAAACAGAACCCCUGAUUGCACCCAAUUUUGAUUAAGUUUAAAUGGAAGAAAAGAAGAGGUCAUUGGAGAUUAUUCUUUGUUUUAAGGAAUGGUUUGAAGGGGCUUUUAAAAACGACCUAUUCCACAACUUUGUCUUGGCUUUGAUUUGCUCCGAAGUUAAUAGAGAAUUAGAAACUUUGCCCUGAUACUUAUGGAUUUCUUUCUCUGACAUUUUUGGAUUCUGUGACAGACCUUAGGUAUGAAACAUGUUUGUCAGUCAGUGUAAUGUCUUUCUGGCUCUUUUUUGUAACCUUGUAUGAAUUCUUCUUGAGAGACAGAACAGUUUUGACAAAUGACUACAAAUGAAAAACUUUGGCAAAUGUCUGUAAGAAUAUACUAUAUAAUUUUUGCAAGCCAGAAAGUGUCAUAGACAUCCGGUGUUCAUGAUACUUUUAAUGCAAGUGUGCAUAUAAAUGUAUUGUUCCCUGAAAAGUGUUGUUGCUACAGUUUUUUCUCAGUACCUGGCAUCAGGUGUUUUUUUUCCAUAUAAUUUGUUGGUAGUUAUAGUGGAAGAGAAAGCAGAUUGGAAUUUACCUUCCAAGCUUCAACUUCCAUAAAAUGUCAGAACUAGGUGAUUCCACAACUCCUUUAAGAACUGAAAACAUCUGCAAAAUUAAAAGCAAAUCUAAAUGUAUGCAAGAUUGUAUUUGAACAUGUUGAUAAUAAGUGUGCCGUCCCUGUAAUUUAGAUAGUAAAGCACUGAUGUCAUAAUCAUAAUAACACUUUGCAUUUGUACAGCACUUUACAAUUUGCACAAUGCCUUAACACGCACCUCUCUGAGCCUCUGUCACCCCCCUCACCCCACCCUGGCCCCAUUGGGGUAAUUACCCACAUUGGAAGGUGAGGCUCAGCAUGGUUCUACAGUUGGCCCAGAACCCCUGAGUGAGUAGACUUUCAGGGGCCAGGCUGUUCUCCUGCAAGCCCCCGAGCGUUUGCCUUACUACCCAGGAGCCCGCAUUGGCCUUAAAACUGUUGACACGUCCAUCGCUGUUAGUCCUGUGUAUGAACCCAAUGGCUGAGUGGCACAAACUGUCCUUUGAGAUGUCAGUUGUACGUCCAUGGCUUUGGUCAGUGCCAACCUUUCUCCCUGGCUUUUUGUGCAUUUCUAGGUAUUUUCUGUGUGUUUCUGCAGUUUUUAUUCCUUUCCCACUUUUCCUCUUGUAUUUUUUUAAAGACUUAUUUAUGUACUUGAAAGGCAGAAUUACAAAGAGGCAGAGGGAGAAGUCUUCCAUCUGCUGGUUCAUUCCCCAAAUGGCCACAAUGGCCAGAGCUGGGCUGAUCCAAAGCCAGAAGCCAGGAGCUUCGUCUGGGCCUCCCACAUGGGUGCAGGAACCCAAGGACUUAGGCCACCUUCUACUGCUUUCCCAGGCCAUAGCAGAGAGCUGGAUCAGAGUGGAGCAGCUGGGACUCGAACUGGCGCCCAUAUGGGAUGCUGGCACUGCAGGCAGCGGCUUUACCCACUACACCACAGCACUGGCCCUGUGAGUUUGCCAGGGCACAAGCAACAAGCUGACCCAGCUGGGCCCUUUUGAGGACCACUUCCUGAGCCUGCAGAGGAUGUUCAACAGCUGUGAGGUGGUGCUGGGGAACCUGGAGAUCACCUACGUGCAGAGGAACCACGACCUCUCCUUCUUAAAGACCAUCCAGGAGGUGGCUGGCUACGUGCUCAUUGCCCUCAACACCGUGGAGAGCAUCCCUUUGGAGAGCCUGCAAAUCAUCCGAGGAAACGUGCUGUAUGAGAACACCUACGCCUUAGCCGUUCUGUCCAACUACGGAGCCAACAAGACCGGGCUGAGGGAGCUGCCCAUGCGGAACUUGCAGGAAAUCCUUCAUGGAGCUGUGCGAUUCAGCAACAACCCUGUCCUGUGCAAUGUGGAGACCAUCCAGUGGCGGGACAUUGUUCACGGUGACUUUCUGAGCAACAUGUCUCUGGACAUGCAGAACCCCCUGGGCAGCUGCCAGAAGUGUGACCCAAGCUGUCCCAAUGGAAGCUGCUGGGGCGCAGGCGGCGAGAACUGCCAGAGACUGACCAAAAUCAUCUGCGCCCAGCAGUGCUCUGGACGCUGCCGCGGCAAGUCCCCCAGCGACUGCUGCCACAACCAGUGUGCUGCUGGCUGCACAGGCCCACGGGAGAGCGACUGCUUGGUCUGCCGAAAAUUCAGAGAUGAAGCCACAUGCAAGGACACCUGCCCACCUCUCAUGCUGUACAACCCCACCACAUAUCAGAUGGAUGUCAACCCCGAGGGCAAAUACAGCUUUGGUGCCACCUGUGUCAAGAAAUGUCCCCGUAACUACGUGGUGACAGAUCAUGGCUCCUGUGUCCGGGCCUGUGGUCCUGACAGCUACGAGGUGGAGGAAGAUGGCGUCCGCAAGUGUAAGAAGUGCGAGGGGCCUUGUCGCAAAGUUUGUAAUGGGAUAGGAAUUGGUGAAUUUAAAGACACGUUGUCCAUAAAUGCCACAAACAUCAAACACUUCAAAAACUGCACGUCCAUCAGUGGUGAUCUGCACAUCCUGCCGGUGGCAUUCAGGGGGGAUUCCUUCACCCGCACCCCGCCCCUGGACCCCGAGGAGCUGGACAUCCUGAAAACCGUGCGGGAGAUCACAGGGUUUCUACUGAUUCAGGCGUGGCCAGAAAACAAGACUGACCUCCAUGCCUUUGAGAACCUAGAAAUCAUCCGUGGCAGGACAAAGCAGCAUGGUCAGUUUUCUCUUGCGGUUGUCGGCCUGGACAUAACAUCCCUGGGACUGCGCUCCCUCCAAGAGAUUAGCGAUGGAGACGUGAUCGUUUCAGGAAACCGAGACCUGUGCUAUGCAAACACAAUAAACUGGAAAAAGCUUUUUGGAACCUCCAGCCAGAAAACCAAAAUUAUCAACAACCGGGGAGACAAGGACUGCAAGGCCGCUGGCCACGUCUGUGACCCGCUGUGCUCAUCGGAGGGCUGCUGGGGCCCCGAGCCCAGGGACUGUGUCUCCUGCCGGAAUGUCAGCCGUGGCAAGGAGUGUGUGGAGAGGUGCAACGUUCUGGAGGGUGAGCCCAGGGAGUUUGUGGAGAACUCUGAGUGCAUUCAGUGCCAUCCGGAAUGUCUGCCCCAGGCCAUGAACAUCACCUGCACAGGACGGGGUCCAGAUAACUGCAUCAAGUGUGCACACUUCAUCGAUGGCCCUCACUGCGUCAAGACCUGCCCAGCAGGAGUCAUGGGGGAAAACGACACCCUGGUCUGGAAGUUUGCCGACGCUGGACGCAUCUGCCGCCUGUGCCACCCAAACUGCACCUAUGGCUGUGCUGGGCCAGGUCUCGAAGGCUGUGCAACAAAUGGGCCCAAAAUCCCCUCCAUCGCCACGGGGGUCGUGGGCGGCCUCUUCCUGCUGGUGGUGCUGGGCCUCGGCAUCGGCCUCUUCAUGCGCAGGCGCCACAUUGUCCGGAAGCGCACAUUGCGCCGACUGCUGCAGGAGAGAGAGCUCGUGGAGCCUCUUACACCCAGUGGGGAGGCCCCCAACCAAGCCCUCCUGAGGAUUUUAAAGGAAACAGAAUUCAAGAAGCUCAAAGUCCUGGGCUCUGGAGCGUUUGGCACCGUGUAUAAGGGACUCUGGAUUCCAGAAGGCGAGAAAGUUAAAAUCCCUGUGGCCAUCAAGGAGUUAAGAGAAGCCACGUCUCCAAAGGCCAACAAGGAGAUCCUGGAUGAGGCCUACGUGAUGGCCAGCGUGGACAACCCCCAUGUGUGUCGCCUCCUGGGCAUCUGCCUGACCUCCACUGUGCAGCUCGUCACACAGCUCAUGCCCUUCGGUUGCCUGCUGGACUACGUCCGAGAGCACAAAGACAACAUCGGCUCCCAGCACCUGCUCAACUGGUGUGUGCAGAUUGCAAAGGGCAUGAACUACCUGGAGGACCGGCGUCUGGUGCACCGCGACCUGGCUGCCAGGAAUGUGCUGGUAAAGACACCGCAACACGUCAAGAUCACAGAUUUUGGGCUGGCCAAGCUGCUCGGUGCAGAGGAGAAAGAAUACCAUGCAGAGGGGGGCAAGGUCCCCAUCAAGUGGAUGGCUUUGGAAUCGAUUUUACACCGGAUUUACACCCACCAGAGUGAUGUCUGGAGCUACGGAGUCACCGUUUGGGAGUUGAUGACCUUUGGGUCCAAGCCUUACGACGGAAUCCCUGCCAGUGAGAUCGCGUCUGUGCUGGAGAAAGGAGAACGACUUCCACAGCCCCCCAUCUGCACUAUUGACGUCUACAUGAUCAUGGUCAAGUGCUGGAUGAUAGAUGCUGACAGUCGCCCAAAGUUCCGGGAGUUGAUUGUGGAAUUUUCCAAAAUGGCCCGAGACCCUCAGCGUUACCUUGUCAUUCAGGGGGAUGAGCGGAUGCAUUUGCCAAGCCCUACAGAUUCCAAUUUUUACCGUGCCCUGAUGGACGAAGAAGACAUGGGCGACGUCAUAGAUGCUGACGAGUACCUCAUUCCUCAGCAGGGCUUCUUCAACAGCCCCUCCACAUCACGGACGCCGCUCUUAAGCUCUCUGAGUGCGACCAGCAACAGUUCCACCAUGGCUUGUGUGGAUAGGAACGGGCAGAGCUAUCCUGUCAAGGAAGACAGCCUCCUGCAGCGGUACAGCUCAGACCCCACUGGUGGCGUGACUGAGGACAGCAUGGAUGACACGUUUCUCCCAGUGCCUGAAUACAUAAACCAGUACAUUCCCAAGAGGCCUGCAGGCUCUGUGCAGAACCCUGUCUACCAUAACCAGCCUCUGCACCCGGCUCCGGGCAGAGACCCCCACUACCAGGAUCCCCACAGCAGCGCAGUGGGAAACCCUGAAUAUCUCAACACCACCCAGCCUCCCUGUCCCAAUGGCAUCUUUGACAGCCCCACCCCCUGGGCCCAGAAGGGCAGCCACCAAAUGAGCCUGGACAACCCCGAUUACCAGCAAGACUUUUUUCCCAAGGAUGGCAAGCUGAAUGGCAUCUUCAAGGGUCCUACGGCUGAAAACGCAGAAUACCUAAGGGUAGCACCACCAGGCCGUGAAUUUACCACAGCGUGACCUGGAGGACAGCACUGGCCACGGCGUCCAGACCUCAGACACCAGGGCCAAGGCACAGCAGCUGCUCCAGCCCUGCAUUUGCCAUACUUGAGCUGAGUGGCCCCUCCUGGAACCUGGAAGGGCACACCCCUGAGGUGUGCUUUGGGAGGCUGCAGGUACGUUCCCUUGUCUGAAGACGGAAGCUUCCACCAAAGGGCGUCUAGCAAGAAUGAUGUUCCUUUCUGGCGCUAAGGGAUAUUUGAAAAACAUGAACAUCCUUGGGCACUUUCUGCUUGGGGACCCUUGGGUGUUAAUCGGUGUUGAUUGCAAUGGAUGCCUGCAAGGAGGGAGCUCUCGUGUGACACCUGCAGCACGAGGUGAUCCAGGCCAGCGUGCACAGGCCUCCACCUUCCAGCCAAGACCAGAGCACUGGCACUUCUUCAAGACACUGCCAUCACAAGCAGACUGAAUAUUCAGGAGACCCCCUGGCCUGUGUGAACCCGUGGCAGGUACAGCAGGAAAAGCCACUUUGUCUCCCUGCGGGUGAGGAAGACGGGUUCUUUCUCACACUCACCUGUGUAUAAAUGUCUCCGUGGUUCGCAGUCCCCAGUAGCUCACCUGUGCUGUGUGUGUGUUGGACUUGUUUAUUUUCCCUUCCACUGUUUCAGAGCUCAGUAUACUUUCCCUUUGUGGCAGGGAAAAGCCCAUUUGACUCAUCAGUGUCCAGCGCAACAGCUUUCAGUUAGAGGGAAUAAUGCACAGUGCAUAGCCCCUAAACCCCCGUGUCUGACAGACGCAAGUUCUGUGGGCACCUGCUGCAAGGCCUCAGAAAUGAAGCUGCUCGUCAGACCCUGUCAGCCUUUAUCCUCUCCCCUGCCAAGUUAGUUGAGGCUCCUAGCAGGGGAUUUUCAUUUCCUUUUACUUUGAACAGUUGUUUUGCUCAAAAGAAUCUGUAUCCCUCCAUGGUGAACUGCCCCAAAGGCCCUCCUCUCUCCUUGACCUGUGUAAGAAGGGUUUUAGGCCUGAGGCCACUGCAGGCACUGACUGCCCUCUCCAGAGGGAGGAAUGCAUUUUGAGUAGCAUGGGAUUCGAGUGGGGAAUAGGAAAUCAGAAUUUGAAGUUCAUGAUGAAACUUUCACAACACCUACGGAUAGCUUAAAGAAAAUAAAUUUCCCUACUGAAAUAAUUUUGCUGUUCUUGGAGGGUCCGCUCUUGAUGUCAGUGCAGCGCACGCUCCAGAUACUUAUUGGACCUCUGCUGCCCAGGUAGUCAAGGAGAGAGUGUUUCAGGCAGGAUUUUCAGGCUGCAGAAGAGUUAUGCCACACACACACAGCUUCCUUGCACCUAAAUCACACAUCUCUCAAGUGGGUCAAGGCCUCACACUUUUAUUACAAGAAUACUUGCUUUUGUCUCAGUGGAAAUAAGACUAUGUUCAGGUCCAUCCAUCAUGCUCUGCAAUAUGGUACCUGCGUCAGCAGUGAAGACACAAAAAUGAGUAAAAUAUAGCCCUGCUCAUGCGAGCUGUGGGGCUGGAGCUAGCUGUCAGGCUCCAAGGCGCAGUUGUCAGGGGCUGCUGUGCCUGCCAGAAGCCUCUGCAAGUCCCUGGUCCCUGCCACCAGCAGUUUAUCCUGAAAAUGCAAAUGCCCCAAUCUGAGCCUGGAUGGAGCCCUGGGACACUUUGCAUUCCUGAGAAGUAGGUUAUAAAAGCAUCAGCCCCAGCUUGGCUGAGCUGCUCCCCUUUAAGUGGAAUUGCCCUGAAGGUACUUGCGGGCUCUUCCCUCUGAUAAGCACAUUUUUUAUAUGUCCUUACCUAUAAACCUAUGAACAUGAGCCCCUGCCUUUUUUCCCAGCCACACCUCUCAUGCCUAUUAGAGAAACAUUCAAAUGGGAUUUUUAACACAAAUCUAUUUUUGUAACUUUUCUGUGGGAUAUUGUCCUGUUAUGUAGCACUGAACUUUGUAAAGUAUAUUUUUAGGAAACUCAUUUUUCUACUAAAACAGUUUAGGAAGUCUGCAACAGCAUCGAAAUUUGGAACUCAGAUCUGUGUUUAAAAGAAUGAGAUACUUAGAAGUAAGACUGUUCUCCCUGUGCAGGGCACUGCCUCGCCACAGAGCAGAGCUGGCUGCUGGUGUGGUGAAGAGCAGAGUUGUUGUUUCUGUAAUAUUGUAUAAGGUCAGACAGGACAAGAAGCAGCCCAGCGUAGUGCUGGUCCACCUGGGGCCGUGUCACGGAAAGGGGCAGCUGUCUCACCUGGGAGAGCCCAGCUCCUCGGCCAGCUGGCCCCUGUGAAUGUAAGAAAGGCAGCGACAGACACUUUGUUGGUUGAUUUAGUAUACUGCCAAGGCAAAUGAUUUUAUUUUUGUAUUUACAAUUGAUAAUGCAUUUACCAGUAUAGACUGGAAAUAUCUCGAGAGCCUACUAAUGAUCACCAUAAUUUUGGUCACUUGGGAUUUUGAGGAAAUGCACCAGCAGUGCCACCAGCUCCAUGCAUGGCCACCUAGAGAGGAGCCUGUGAGCCCUGGCUGCAGUGACAUCACAGGGGACCUUUCAGAGGCCUUGAACCCCAGCUGUACCGGAGCCCAGUGAAACACGGUGAACCUCUAGGGGUGAGACCUGGCAUCUGUGUUUUUGCAUGCUCAGGGAUUGCCAGUCGGGAGACUUGGACUUGCAGGCAAAUUCUGAAGCUGUAGGUAAUACCCGGGCCCAGAGGACUCUGAGCCACCCAGACCUCAGCAUCUGCCACUGGGAAUCAAGAGUUGGUCAGGGCUUCCCUGAUGGGUGCCCAAGCACAAGAGGAGACAAUGUCCAGCCAGGGGAGGAAAGCAAAGGAAACAUAAAACAGACUUCUUUUCCCAUUUCCUGAGCUCGCUGCCUCUGUCAGAGGUGGUUUGGAAGUAAGAUAGCAAUAAUGAAUACUCUUGAGGCCUGUGCCGCCAGGGCCGUUGUUGGGAGUGAAAGAAGGUUGACUGUCAGUCACGGUACAAAGGGCAGACUGGGAGGACUGCACCAGGAGUUGGUGGUUCAGAAAGAAGAAUCCAAGACCAGGAUUCUUGCUUGAAGAAGAAUUGUAUUUUUUCAAAAGUUGACCUGAGCUAAGAAUGGCAUACAGGCUGUAUCUUCCUCUGCCCAGCCACAAUGCGGCCCCUGAGCUACUGCAGAGGGACUGAGCCUCGCCCUGCCACCUCGAAGGCGACUUUGCAAGGGAAGCUUACACACAGAUGUUUGCAGGUGUGUUCGCUUACUCUAAAAAAGGAAACCCUGUUGGCCUGAUCUGCCUACAGAAUAAUCUUGCUGUGACAGACUCUUGGAAAUUCAGAGGCCCCAUGGAUCUGGGGAUGCUGGGAGAGAUUGUGAUGUGACGGAUUAGCUACAGACAGCAGUAACUUUACAGCUUCUACAUGUGGUACGUUUUAAUCUUGUAAAGUUUUGCAAUGAUGAAAGCAGUGUUUGUACAAAUGCAAGGUAAGAAUCUUUUUAUAUGGUUUAUACUUCUGAUCAGAACUUGUUGAUUGUAUAUUGAGCAUUAAAGAACAGCUGUAUAUUAUUCAUUGUUCUUUACUCAUCAAUACCUUACAAUAAGAAUGUAUUAACAAUGCAAUAUUGAUAUUAGUUAUUAAUCACCUCUGACCAACUGUAGUUCUUUCCUGAUAACUUUUAAAAAUAAAUAAAGUCUAUUUUUAGGGCA
Oryctolagus cuniculus (rabbit) is the source of this 9517-nucleotide messenger RNA. RefSeq names its product epidermal growth factor receptor (gene EGFR). Gene Ontology annotation, molecular function: ATP binding; epidermal growth factor receptor activity; epidermal growth factor binding. Gene Ontology annotation, biological process: cell surface receptor protein tyrosine kinase signaling pathway; neurogenesis; positive regulation of kinase activity. Gene Ontology annotation, cellular component: basal plasma membrane; signaling receptor complex; plasma membrane. NCBI's taxonomy places the organism in Eukaryota, Metazoa, Chordata, Mammalia, Lagomorpha, Leporidae. The record is from RefSeq and is a predicted model, not a curated record.